CCCUUAUAUCAGGUGUCCUUAACAGAAUCCUCCUUACAUCAAAGUUCCUAUAACAGUACCUCCUUACAUCAAGUGUCCUCACCAGAGUGCCCCUUAUAUCAACUGUCCUCAUCAGAGUGUCCCUUACAUCAACUGUCCCCAUCAGAGUGCCCCCUUACAUCAACUGUCCCCAUCAGAGUGUCCCCUUACAUCAACUGUCCCCCAUCAGAGUGUCCAUUUACAUCAACUGACCCCAUCAGAGUGCCCCUUAGAUCAACUGUCUCUAUCAGAGUGUCCCUUACAUCAACUAUCCCCAUCAGA
Staurois parvus is the source of this 300-nucleotide messenger RNA. The record is from the annotation of a GenBank genome assembly. NCBI's taxonomy places the organism in Eukaryota, Metazoa, Chordata, Amphibia, Anura, Ranidae.